Molecule: messenger RNA, 2598 nt
Organism: Schistocerca gregaria
Lineage: Eukaryota; Metazoa; Arthropoda; Insecta; Orthoptera; Acrididae
Product: ER degradation-enhancing alpha-mannosidase-like protein 1
Exons: 10
Coding region: 579-2276 (565 amino acids)
Biological process (GO): endoplasmic reticulum mannose trimming; carbohydrate metabolic process; mannose trimming involved in glycoprotein ERAD pathway
Cellular component (GO): endoplasmic reticulum; membrane
Molecular function (GO): calcium ion binding; mannosyl-oligosaccharide 1,2-alpha-mannosidase activity
Source: RefSeq, a predicted model, not a curated record
AUAUUUGCUCUUAGUGACAGAUGUGUCGCAUUAUGAAUGUUUAUACGUCAGCUAGUCCAUUUUUUGUAUAUUGCGCAUAAUACUUUCCUAAUAUUUGCAUAUUACUGUUAAUACUCUUUAAGGAGUUAAUAGUAGAAAGGAACUCAUAAUGUUUCAGAACAUUGAUAUGAGACAUUUUUGUGAAAUUCGGGGAGUAUAAGUCAGUUUUAAAACCAAUGACGCAGUGAAUGAUAAUACUACAUAUAUCGUUAUAGGACACUACCAAGUCGAUAGGGCAUAGUAUUUCUGCACAUUACGAACCACGUCAGCCUUACAUUCUUUAAAUUCUAUCUGUGGUUUGUUUUAUUAUCAUAGAAACAGACAGCGUGGAAGUUAUGUAACCAGCAGUCAAGUUUGUGACAUUCUCGCGAAGUAGGGUAAUUCGUGAAUAAUGUGAUUGCGGGUGAUCUUCGUCUGUGCGGGUGUUUUAAUUUUAUCUUUAAAAAUUUGCUUCAAUGUGAUUAAUUUCUCCCGAGAACUUAUAGACGAAACCGUGUGAUUCAUAAAAACUGUAGACGGGACUAUGCUAUCACCAUACAAUGUUCCGUGCCUUAUUUAAUUUUCAUUUUUUUUCGCUCAUUAUUCUGAUUUUAUCUCGCACCACCACGGAAAAUGUCAAUAUAUUUAAGAAGCCAUUGGAUUUCUUGGAAUCUAAGUAUGGAGCUUUUCCAGAAAAACUUCGUUUGCAAAUGCUGGAAGAAUCGAAGAAAAUGUUCUACUUUGCAUACGAGAAUUACAUGGAAUAUGCCUUUCCAAUGGACGAACUUAAUCCAAUAAUGUGCACUGGAAGGGGCCCAGACUAUGACAAUCCAUCAAAUAUCAACAUAAAUGAUAUCUUAGGGGAUUAUUGUCUUACUCUUGUGGACACAUUAGAUACAUUGGCAAUAAUGGGAAAUGCAACUGAAUUUCAGAGAGCAGUUGGCAGAGUUCUGUUAAAUGUCAGUUUCAACAAGGACAAUGUUGUGCAAGUUUUUGAAGCCAAUAUCAGGGUUAUUGGUGGCCUUAUCUCUGCUCAUUUACUUAUCAUGGAUCCAGAUGAGCCAUUUGGUCAGUUACGCCCUUCAGGGUAUGAAAAUGACCUACUCUAUCUUGCACAUGACUUGGCCUCUCGCUUGCUACCAGCAUUUGAGAAGAGCUCAACAGGCAUUCCAUAUCCAAGGGUGAACCUGAAGGGUGGUAUUCCGGCAAAUGCAGUCUCAGAAACCUGUACAGCAGGUGCAGGGUCCUUGCUACUAGAGUUUGGAUUGCUUAGUCGUUUGCUUGGUGAUCCGGUCUAUGAAGGUUAUGCACGCCGUGCUAGCCAGGCCCUCUGGAACCUGCGGUCACAGAAAACGGGUCUUCUUGGCAACGUGAUAGAUGCAGAGUCUGGUCGCUGGUUGGGUCAUCAGAGUGGGCUCGGUGCUGGGCUGGAUUCAUACUACGAGUACCUUCUGAAGUCAUUUGUGCUGUUUGGUGAUGCCAGUGACUACGCCAUGUUUUCAGAGGCCUACAAGAACAUUAAACGAUAUAUGCGCAGAGGGCGUCCUCAUUGCAAUAGAGGUGUCGGUGACCAUCCACUUUACGUAAAUGUCGAUAUGUACAGUGGUGCUAUACAGACAUCUUGGAUUGACUCACUUCAGGCUGCUUUUGCUGGUGUGCAGGUGUUAUAUGGUGAUGUGGAAGAAGCCAUAUGUUCACAUGCAUUGUAUUAUGCCAUUUGGAAAUUAUAUGGCGUUCUUCCAGAACGAUGGAACUGGCAGCGUAUGUCUGCUGAUAUGGCAUUUUAUCCUUUACGACCUGAAUUAGUUGAGUCCACGUACCUCCUCUACCAGGCAACAAAGAAUCCAUUUUAUUUGCAUGUGGGCAUGGAAAUCUUACGAAGUCUCAACAAUUAUACACGUACAGAAUGUGGUUAUGCAACCAUUCAUAAUGUUUUAGACAAGAGUCUUGAGGACCGGAUGGAAAGUUUCUUUCUUAGUGAGACAUGCAAAUACUUAUAUUUGCUAUUUGAUACAGAUAACCAUGUAAAUAAACAUUCAAAUCACUACUUGUUCAGCACAGAAGGCCAUUUGUUUCCAAUCCAUUCUAGUUUCCGUAAAAAACCAUGGAUUGCAUCAGAAAAGUCUCAGCAAGAGGAGACAUCACCAGCUUAUAAAGCCUCAUGUGAUGCUGUUGAUGCUGACAGAAUGUACUUUCUGCCACUCAAGAGUCAUUACCUCCAGCAGAUAAGCUUGGCUUUGGGGCUAGAUAACAUCUGAGACCGGAAAAUUUACAACAGGAGACACCAAAUGGAAAUAAGUCUUAGAAUUGCAUUCCAUAUUGUGUAAUUUUAGGUUUUGCAAAAAACUUAUAAACUCAGUUGUUACUUAAAAUAUUGAAAUUCAUUGUUACCAUUAUAACAAAAACAUAAAUGUGUGUCUUAUUUAGAGAUUAUGCCAGUGUGCUUUUUAUUUGUAUUACAUUUACAGCUUUUAUUUUUGAGUUGUGUAAAUAUUUUGUGUUAAAAACUUAAUUUCUUCUUCCCACCACAGAGUAUAUUUUCAGACAAUAAAAAGACUGUGAUGUUAACUAUUAAUUGAA